Messenger RNA from Megalobrama amblycephala (Wuchang bream), 5116 nucleotides. RefSeq names its product ring finger protein (C3H2C3 type) 6 (gene rnf6). The transcript has 4 exons. NCBI's taxonomy places the organism in Eukaryota, Metazoa, Chordata, Actinopteri, Cypriniformes, Xenocyprididae. Gene Ontology annotation, molecular function: ubiquitin protein ligase activity. The record is from RefSeq and is a predicted model, not a curated record. Gene Ontology annotation, biological process: ubiquitin-dependent protein catabolic process; positive regulation of DNA-templated transcription; protein ubiquitination. Gene Ontology annotation, cellular component: cytoplasm; nucleoplasm. The coding region runs from base 589 to 2673 and encodes 694 amino acids.
AUUUUGUUCUCAUUCUGGACAGUGUUAUUAUAUGUCACAUUUUCUGUUACGUUUAUGCGUCAGUGACAUUUUUUCUUAUCUUGUCAAAAUAAUGAUCUAGAUUCUAAACCUUUCAUUGGCCCACAGUUAGCCUGUCAGCAAUCUGUCGACACCAUCAAAGGUGUUGCGCAUUUAAAAUGACAGCUCGCUCUGCCGCAUGACUCGCGUUUGCCCGAUGACAGACGAUAGUGACAGUUUAAUGACAAAUUUCAGAUGUGAAUUUCACCCUGUGUAGAGUGCUAGCCUAGGCUUUUUAUUGUCUCUGGGAUAGGUUGCUAGCUGAUAUGGUGCCCGACUUUUUCUUUGUCAUGUCCCGCCUCUGAGCGAUGCUGAGUGGGCAGUCUGGCUGUCAGUCAUCGCUUCUCGGACGCUGAUUGGUUGUGAGGCUGACAGCGUCAGUUUUGGUGCUUGGCUUGUUCUGCGUUGCUGUCUGUGGCCUACUGUAUUAUAACAGGGCAGGAAUACUGUUUGAAAUGACUGGGGUGUUAUUUAUAUGAAUUGAUUUGACGCUAUUGUCAACGUCACGUUGCCCUCGCGGUUUCUGUGGUGAUGGACCCUCCCGGCGGCCGAGACGAACGUCAUCGUCAAGCGGAGCGGCUUCGGCGGGAGGAGGCAUACUAUCACUUCAUUAAUGAACUGAGUGAGGAGGAGUACAGACUAAUGAGAGACAGCAAUCUUCUGGGAACACCUGGUGAAGUCACAGCAGAGGAGCUGAGGCAGCGUCUGGAUGGUGCAAAGGAGCGAGUGUCAUCUCAGCCACGCCCUGAACCCCGCCCUCAGAGCAGUGAGGCAGAGGGCAGUAGCGGUGCAGUCGAGCCAGGUGCUGAGACGUCUAACGGAGACUCUCUGCUGGAGUGGUUGAACACAUUUCGGCGCACAGGGAAUGCCACACGUAGUGGGCAGAGUGGAAACCAAACUUGGCGUGCCGUCAGCCGCACCAACCCCAACAGCGGCGAGUUCCGCUUCAGUCUUGAGAUCAACAUCAACCACGAGCAACCUGAGCCUGGAGAACACAGCGACACCCCUGAUCCGACUGAGCUCCCAAUGCCGCCGCCUCCUCCUCCUCCUCCUCCCCCUCCCCCCCCAGUGUCAUCUGCCUCUGCACCCACGACCCCUUACAACCCCUCAAGGUCUGCACCUUACUCAAUUCAACACCCCACGCCGUACUCUACGGCCAGGCCCACCCUGGGAAGGAGGGCCGCGGUGCGCCGCACUCGCAGCAGCACGGCUCCGCCUGUAACGCCGCCUCUGACCUCACAGGCUCCUCCCACGCCUUUGAGGAGGAACUUGCCUUCUGUGCCAAGCUCUCCUCCUCCACAGGCACCACUCGCUUUUCAGUCACAAGAGCAGGAUGGUGGUGCCAUAAGGGGUCAAAUACAGGUCACAACCUCCUCGGUUAACGCAGGGGAGGGGCAGAAUGGAAAUGAAGGCCCGGACUGCCCCACCGCUCUGCCUCAGUCCGGCCCCCAGGUGGCGCCAGCUGCCCGUGAGCCACGAAACAGCAGGACUCGUUCACGUGGCCGCAUGCGCCGGGCGACGGGAGCAGGUGGGGCUUUGUCUCGCUCUUCGAGACGUAGCCGGUCCCCCCUGGACAGAAACCCAGCCUCCAGCGUUAGCCCCACCCAUAGCAGCAGCGCUGCCCCAGUGGAGUCCACUGGAAGUACGGCUGUUGCAAUGGAGAUGGGCGAGGCCACCGUAGAGCCGGCUGCUACUACGGAUCCUCCGGAGGCAGGUGAGGAAGAGGGGGAGACUCCUUCGUCAGGCGCUGGAGGUGUGCGGCGCCACCCCACGAUCAUGCUGGACCUCCAGGUGCGGCGCAUUAGGCCAGGCGAGAACCGGGACAGGGACAGCAUUGCUAGCCGCACUCGCUCUCGUGCUCGGGCCGCUGAGAAUACGGUCACCUUCGAGAGCGACAGUGGCGGCUUCCGCCGUACUAUCUCACGCUCGGAGCGCGCGGGAAUCCGCACUUACGUCAGCACUAUACGCAUCCCGCUGCGCCGCAUUUCUGAGACGGGCCUCGGCGAGCCCAGCUCCAUGGCGCUGCGAUCUAUCCUGCGUCAGAUCAUGACUGGCUUCGGUGAGCUUAGCUCCCUCAUGGAGACUGAAGCGGACUCAGAGACUGUGGCACCCAACCAGGACUCCGCUCCUACCGCCGGAGCCCAGGCAUACCGCGUUGCUAACGCCGAGGGCGGUGCAGCCCAUGGCGGAGUGGAAUCAGCACGAGAAGGUUUAGUGGAGGGUGAGGAGGAAGGACAAGUGCGGGUGAGCAGGACUGGGCCGGAGGGACGACCUAGCAGCAGGGACACUAACAAUCUGGUGGAAAACGGCACAUUGCCCAUCCUAAGGCUGGCGCACUUUUUCCUUCUCAAUGAAGACGAAGACGAGGAGCACCCACGGGGCCUCACCAAAGAACAGAUCGAUAAUUUGGUCACACGCACUUAUGGUCAGGUCAACAUGGAGGGCGAGCAGGGUCGCGCUUGCAGCGUCUGCAUCAACGAGUACGCUCAGGGCAACAAGCUGCGCCGCUUGCCUUGUGCCCACGAGUUCCACAUCCACUGCAUCGAUCGCUGGCUAUCUGAAAACAACACCUGUCCCAUCUGCAGGCAGCCUAUUCUGUCCAGCCAUCAGGAAUGAUGUCAGGCUGUAGCUAUCAAUCAAUGGACUGAACGAGUGACUUUUGUUCCACCUUUGGUGGGACCUGUAUAUAGUGCUUCAAUGUUUUCAUUCUCUGAGAUCCAUUGUAUUCAAGCUAAAGGUAGAACCAAAAGCAGAAAAAAACUAUAAUGCAGAGAUUUAACAAAGCUUUAUUUUUUUAGACUCCUUUUGUUUUCAUUUCUUACUCUUCUUCCAUUCUCCAUUAUGCUUUAUGGAAGGGCUGGACGAUUAAUCGCAAUUAACCUGAAAUUGUGCAUAAACCGAUUUGGCUUAUUACGAUUAUGAAAUCGCAAAGGCUGCUUUUUUUUUUAUGCGCAGCUUGUUAUUGAAGCACAGCUCUGUGAUCAGUAGUAAAUGUUGCUCCAUCUGAAAUCACUGUAAGUUUAUAACGUCAUUUAUAACGUGCAUUUGAAAAAGCAACACGUGUCAAACAUCGUUCCAAACAUUAGAAUCAUUUAUGAACCUCUUGUCCAACAAAAGACAACAUUUUUUGACAGUUGAGCAUCCUUCUGUGAGAUGAUGUGGCUUCUUACACAGAAUAAGGCACAACGUAUUAUUUCAUAGUAUUCUAUACAUUGAUAAAGGCUAUGUCAAAUAGCAUUUAAGUGUAAUUAUACUUUAUUAUCAUGAAAAUACCCAAGAAGGCUUGAAGAACUCAGAAAAAACAAAUAUUGUCGUAGUCGCGUGUUUAUUAUUCAUGUUUAAUCAAUCCAAGCGUUUCAAUCUUCAGCUACAGUGAUAGUAUGAUGCCAAUGACAGUAUGAUGACAUGCGUUAUCUUGGCACAUUUUGAGUUUCUUCACGAGAGCGCCCUCUGGAUUUACUGCUGAUCACAGAGCCGUGCUUCACUGACAAGAUGCGCAUAAAAAAUCACAGCCUUUGCCAAAUCGCGUGCAGUUUAAUUUCGAUUAAUUGUGCAGCCCUAGCGGACAUAUUAACAGACAGAGUAACUAACUCAAACGGAGUUAGGAAUAUUAGCUUCAACAAAAGGUGCAGUCACAUUUACCAUUGUUCAGCAAAUUUUCACGGGCGAAAUCUAAUUUCGUGAGGGUGAAAGAUUGCUGAUCGGAUGUCGCAACGGAUUCAGGUUGGUCACGCAUGUACUAAGUUGACCAACAGAAAGCUGCUUGGUUUAAAAGUGACUUCUGUGUGAGUGGUGUUUCAUACAUCGCUACACUAUUUACAAUGGACAUUUUUUGUCCAUGAAAUUUCGCUAAAUGUGACUGCACCUUAAUUCUGUCUCACACAUUUUAAGUUUGGUGGCUUCAAAAAAUGGAUAGACCUCUUAAAACUCUUUAAGGACAUGUAAAUAUAUGAAUGUCUGUGUUUUCGUUUUUAACAGUAAGACAUAUUGUAGAAAGAACCGUAUGCUGUUUCAUUUGCGUUUUCAAAAGGAACCUUUACUUUUAAGCGCUUGCUGAGAAAUCCACCGGUUUUGAAGCUCUAUGAGUCCUCCAUGUAAAUGCUCCCUGAUGUUGGGCAGUGUACUUUUAAAUGCGUUUUCAAUCAAAGCAGGUUUUUAGUGUGAUUUUUCUUUUUUUGAUGGGGUCGAUAAGAAUACUUAUGGGAUAUGAAUGAUGCAUCUGGUCGUAAAUGAAUUUGUCACUGAAAUUCCAAUAUCUGCAUCUGCAUCUUUAUAUUACGGGAAAUGGCAAUGAGCAUCUCCAUAAACACUACAGAACACAAUUUUUUAAGCGUGAUCAUUAUUUUCCCUAUGGACUGAAUAAGCUUUCCACUUUGAGUGUCAUUAUACAUUUCUAAUGAGAACAAGCCAUUUGCAUUUGAACAACAGUUUUGGAGAACCAAUUGGAUUAUAUGAUGUAAGUGCAUGCUUGAUUUGUACCUGAGUAUAAACCCCGUCAACGCCCUGCACAUAGUUCACAAUGUUUUAAUGAAAAGCUGAAAUUGAUUAUCACUUGAAAGCACUUGUCAGCCGCUGCACUAUAGGGCAGUACAUUCGAGCCUGUUAUAGGCCAGUCUUCUUCCUGGGUGAUGCAAUGAUACAAGGAGGCAAUGAAAGAUAUUGAAUGGUGGUUCAAUAUUAUAUUAUAACAUACCUGUGUUUUUUCGUUUUCCUACUUUUAUCCUCACAUCCAGCUAUUUCUAUAGUUUUUAUCAUCACAUUCUCCGUAUCUCACACACGGUCUGCCUUGCUUUCCUUCCCUCAGUAUUUUAGCACACAACGGUUUCACUUACGGCCUUGUCUGAAAGCCCUGUUUGCUCGGAGUCACCAUUUUGUACCCUUCAUGCAGUGUUGCUCAUUCCCCAUGUGAGGCAGAGCGUGAAGUAGGACUUCUGAAUGAAAGAUCAUGAAUGUAGUGGUAUCUUGCGUCUUUCCAAGGUACACUUUUCCUCAAUGUACAAUAGAUGUCUGCUUAUGUUUCAGGAUCUCGAUUAAAACAAUGACAGAAUCUGUUAUUCAA